Molecule: messenger RNA, 252 nt
Organism: Aspergillus saccharolyticus JOP 1030-1
Lineage: Eukaryota; Fungi; Ascomycota; Eurotiomycetes; Eurotiales; Aspergillaceae
Product: electron transfer flavoprotein regulatory factor 1
Exons: 4
Coding region: 1-252 (83 amino acids)
Biological process (GO): respiratory electron transport chain
Cellular component (GO): mitochondrion
Source: RefSeq, a predicted model, not a curated record
AUGAAUCCAGAACUUCGCUAUCAGGUCAUCAAUAUCUACAAAGAGCUCCUCUUUCUCGGUCGCAACUAUCCUCUGGGCUACGACUACUUUCGGAACAGGCUACACAAGGCAUUCACCAGCCAGGCACAUUUGGAGGAUGAAGAACAAAUUCGGAAGGGUAUAGCACGAGCGGAAUUUGUCAAGAAAGAAAUCGAGGCUCUCUACUACCUCAAGCGGUAUCGCACGUUGAAACAGCGCUAUGAGAACAAAUAG